This is a messenger RNA of Camelus dromedarius (Arabian camel), 2413 nucleotides long. It is a transcript of the gene SELENOO, whose product is annotated as selenoprotein O. The record is from RefSeq and is a predicted model, not a curated record. Lineage: Eukaryota; Metazoa; Chordata; Mammalia; Artiodactyla; Camelidae. The transcript is spliced from 9 exons.
CGGGGCUUCCUGUCGGGGCAAAGAGGCUUCCGCCGCAGCGGCGCCUCGGAUGGCCGCACUCAGGGCCGCGCUCGGGUCGUCGCUCGCGGCCGCCCGCGCCCGGCCGCCGUCCCUCGGCUGCCGCCCAUUGCCCGCGCCUUGCUCCGCCUCGGCUGGCGCCAUGGAGCCCGCGCCCCGCUGGCUGGCGGGGCUGCGCUUUGACAACCGUGCUCUGCGCGCGCUGCCCGUGGAGACGCCGCCGCCCGGCCCCGAGGGCGCCCCGUCCGCGCCGCGUCCCGUGCCCGGCGCCUGCUUCAGCCGCGUGCGGCCCGCGCCCCUGCGCCAACCACGCCUCGUGGCGCUGUCCGAGCCCGCGCUGGCGCUGCUGGGCCUGGGCCCGCCGCCCGCCGACGCCGCCGCCCGCGAGGCGCGCGAGGCCGAGGCCGCGCUCUUCUUCAGCGGCAACGCGCUGCUGCCGGGCUCCGAGCCCGCCGCGCACUGCUACUGCGGCCACCAGUUCGGCCAGUUCGCGGGGCAGCUGGGCGACGGCGCCGCCAUGUACCUGGGCGAGGUGUGUACGGCGGCCGGCGAGCGCUGGGAGCUGCAGCUCAAGGGCGCCGGCCCCACGCCCUUCUCCAGACAGGCUGACGGCCGCAAAGUGCUGCGCUCCAGCAUCCGGGAGUUCCUGUGUAGCGAGGCCAUGUUCCACCUGGGAGUGCCGACCACGCGGGCCGGGGCCUGUGUCACCUCCCAGUCCACCGUCCUGCGGGAUGUGUUCUACGAUGGCAACCCGCGUGCCGAGCCAUGUGCCGUGGUGCUGCGCGUGGCCCCCACCUUCCUCAGGUUUGGGUCCUUUGAGAUCUUCAAGCCUGCGGAUGAGCGCACGGGGCGGGCGGGCCCCAGCGUAGGCAGGAACGACAUCCGAGCGCAGAUGCUGGACUACGUCAUCGGCACUUUCUACCCCGAGAUCCAGGCUGCUCACGCCGGCGACCGUGUGCAGAGGCAUGUGGCCUUCUUCCGGGAGGUGACACGGCGCACGGCCCGGCUGGUGGCCGAGUGGCAGUGCGUGGGCUUCUGCCACGGCGUGCUCAACACGGACAACAUGAGCGUGGUGGGGCUCACCAUUGACUACGGGCCCUUCGGCUUCCUCGACAGGUACGACCCCGACCACGUGUGCAACGCCUCCGACACCGCUGGGCGCUAUUCAUACAGCAAGCAGCCCGAGGUGUGCAAGUGGAACCUGCAGAAGCUGGCUGAGGCCCUGGACCCUGAGCUGCCCCUGGAGCUGGGCAAGGCCAUCCUGGCGGAGGAGUUCGACAUUGAGUUCCGCACACACUACCUGCAGAAAAUGCGCAGGAAGCUGGGCCUCGUGAGGAUGGAGCUGGCGGAGGACGGUGCUUUGGUAGCUAAGCUCCUGGAGACCAUGCACCUGACAGGUGCUGACUUCACAAACUCCUUCUACUUGCUGAGCUCCUUCCCGGCUGGGCCAGAGUCUCUGGACCCAGACGAGUUCCUGGCUGCACUGACCGCACAGUGUGCCUCCCUAGAGGAGCUGAGGCUCGCCUUCCGACCCCAGAUGGAUCCCCGGCAGCUCUCCACGAUGCUCGUGCUGGCGCAGUCAAACCCACAGCUCCUGGCGCUCAUCGGCACGCAGGCAAGCCUCACACGGGAGCUGGAGCGCAUGGAGCGGCAGUCUCAGCUGGAGCAGCUGAGCCCCACCGAGCUGCAGGCCAGGAACAGGAGCCGCUGGGCCGGCUGGCUGCAGGAGUACAGAGCCCGGCUGGAGCAGGACAGGAAGUGUGCUGGUGACACUGCUGCCUGGCAGGCUGACCACGUGCGUGUCAUGCACGCCAACAACCCUAAGUACAUCCUGAGGAACUACAUCGCGCAGAACGCCAUUGAGGCUGCAGAGAAUGGGGACUUCUCGGAGGUGCAGCGGGUACUGAAGCUGCUGGAGACCCCGUACCACACAGAGGGGGAGGCUGCUGAGGCACACAAGGCCGUAGAGCCAGAGGAGGCUGGCAGGGAGGCCAGCAGGCGACGCUCCUACAGCAGCAAGCCCCCUCUCUGGGCGGCGGAGCUGUGUGUGACAUGAUCCUCGUAACCACCGGGGGCACCAAGGCCCCAGGUCCUGCUGAGCCUGCGAGGGAGCGCUCAGCCCGCAGAUAGAUGCCCAUCUCUCCAUGACGGCAGAGAUGUCCAGUCAGGACCUGACCCGUCUCUGUCCGAUGCAGACUCAGCAGCCCAGCCCAGCCCAGCCCAGCCCAGGCCAGCCCAGGCCAGCCCAGGCCAGCCCUGCCCUGCCACUCCUGUGACCUGUCGCUUUGCCCAAGGACAGCUCAGCAGAGGGGACCAGCCGGGUUGGCACACGGCCCCCCACCCAUCCAGCCUAGGCAGGGAGGCAUGGUCCCCAAAUAAACCAGCAGCUUCCUCA